This is a messenger RNA of Centropristis striata (black sea bass), 3992 nucleotides long. It is a transcript of the gene parp12a, whose product is annotated as poly (ADP-ribose) polymerase family, member 12a. The coding region runs from base 226 to 2319 and encodes 697 amino acids. The transcript is spliced from 11 exons. Gene Ontology annotation, molecular function: NAD+ poly-ADP-ribosyltransferase activity; metal ion binding. Lineage: Eukaryota; Metazoa; Chordata; Actinopteri; Perciformes; Serranidae. The record is from RefSeq and is a predicted model, not a curated record.
UUUUGGAACAUGCCUUUGUGACUUAAGCAAGCAAUAUAUGGUAAGACUUGACUUUGGCGAUUAUUUUUAACAGUGUGACGAUUUUCUUUUCUCUUUAAUUUUUGAGUUUCGGUUUCAUUUCUCUGAAACAAGGCGUUGCUCUAACUGAGGAGUGUGUUUUUUUUUAGGUCAGUCCCACUUUUAACAACAGUGUAAGUUAGCUCCCUUGGUGAAACUCAUUCCAGGAUGACUUCAGUUAUUUCAAGAUUUGUCUUCAAGACCCUGUGCGAGCACCAGGGAUGUUUGGACUUCAAGCGUUUGGACGAGAAGCUGGCACAAAGUUUUACUGUUGCGGAGCCAGUCCUACAGAGAGUUCUCUUCGACGACGGUAAAAUAGCGAUUCAAGAAGGAAGAGAGAAGAGUAGUCAGAUACUGAGCCCGGACAGUCUGGUAGUGGCUAAAACCAGCCUGCGGCUCUGUCAGAAGAAACCCGGAGAGUGUCAAGAGUGUGAUGGGUUACACCUGUGCAGGUAUUAUGUCUGCGGGGACUGCACGUUCGGACUCAAGUGUAAAAACCCCCAUAGUCUGGCUUUUCCACACAAUGCAGAGCUUUUAAAAACAUAUGGCCUUAACGAUUUGACGGAGAAACAGCUGUUCCAGCUGUUACUGCAGAAUGAUCCUUAUCUGCUUCCUGAGAUCUGCCCACAUUACAACAAGGGCAAUGGUGUGCACGGUUCCUGUAGGUUCACCACCACCUGCACCAAGCUGCACAUCUGCCAGCACUUUGUCCAGGGUGACUGUAAGUUUGGCUCUACCUGUAAGAGAACCCAUAAUUUGGAUGUGCAGGGAAAGAAGAUUCUCAGAGGAUUCAGUCAGGAGAAUAUGACAAACCUCUUUGAGAUCUACAGAAAUAAAUUCAUCAUCAUGGGUCAACAGGAGAGACGAGCUAUCGCUGUUCCUGUGCUGCCAGCAGUGAAAACCUCCAGUCAGCAGCCCUCCUGCAGCAACCCUGGAUCCCCCACUAGUGCUGCUUGUCCAUCUAAACUAAUAAGUGAUGCUGAGAAGAAUGAAAUCUGCCUGUUUUUCAUUCGCAGACACUGCAGCUUCAAAGAGAGGUGUGCUCGUGUCCACUGGCACCUGCCUUACAGAUGGCAGGAGUUAGAAAGUGAUGGCGUGACCUGGAAGGACCUGCCUAAUAUGGAGGACAUUGAGAAAGCUUACUGUGACCCAGGACAUGACACAAGCUGCACGGAUUCACCAACGCCUCCCUUAGCAAUUUUUAGAUUUCUGACUCUUCAAAGCUCCCCGGAGGUGAAGUCAGUUGACUUCGCUACAAUGACAUAUGGAGGGUCUCCAGUUCGACGCCUGUCCACUGCAUCUUCUGUGUCGAAGCCGCCUCACUUCAUCCUGACAACAGAGUGGCUUUGGUACUGGAAGGAUGAGAACGGGAAAUGGCUGGAGUUUGGACAGGGUGACGGUGACCGACCAGCCUCUGUCUCUUCUAAAACUCUGGAGAAUGUGUACCUGGCAGACAGAGAUACUGAUAUUCCUUUUAGUGCGGGCAAACAGCAGUAUAUCCUCCACUUCAAAGAUGCACUGGGAACGCAGCUGAUGUAUCAGGAGAAUGUAAAAUACAAAACCAAGAGAGAGGUCAGACGGAGGCCUCUCUUUGUGUCUGCUCACGAUGUGGAGGUGAAGCUAAACAGUGGCAGUGACUCAUCACACAGCUCCACUUCUUCCUCAGCUGAAAGUUUCCCCUCCCACUGGGACAAGUCUGCCCAGCCCGAUUUUGGAUACAAGCUCGUACCUCUCUCCAAAUCUGCGAAGGAGUAUACAAUGAUUGAGAAGCUCUUUAAGCGCACCAUGCCCCACAGUACAAUUAACAACAUCCAGAGAAUCCAGAAUUCCUCUCUGUGGAAAGUCUUUCAGUGGCAGAAAGAUCAGAUGACGGAGAGGAACGGAGGGAAAUCUGUGAAUCAGCAGUACUUGUUCCACGGGACGGAUGAAUCCCUGAUUGAAGCCAUCUGUGAGCAAAACUUUGACUGGAGGAUGUGCGGCGUUCAUGGAACGUCUUACGGCAAAGGGAGCUACUUUGCCAGGGAUGCGUCCUACUCAGACAGAUAUGCUCGGGCCAAAAGAAGCCUGAACAAGAUCAUGUUUGUUGCUCUUGUCCUGGUGGGGGAGUACGUCAGGGGAAGCAGCAGCUAUGUGCGGCCCCCACCGAAAGGAAACAGCAAAACCCUGUAUGACAGCUGCGUCGACCGGGAGAGCGACCCCAGCAUCUAUGUCGUCUUUGAGAAACAACAGAUCUAUCCAGAGUAUAUUAUCGACUACUCAUGAGUCCCAAUGAUGUUGUUUCCUUUGCUUAAGAUUAUGGUCAGGGGGAUGCUUUGGUAAAACUUUACAAUAACCAUAAUUUAUAAACAGUAAACAUAUAGUUUAUUAAUGUUUAAUCAUAAUUUAUAAACCAUAUAUAGGCCAUUUAGAAUAGUAAAUACAUAAUUUAUUAAUGUUUAACUAACUACGUCAUUUAUAAAUGGCAAAUAGAUGGUUUAUUAAUGUAAGUUUAUAGUUACUUUACCAUUAACAAUUACAUUAUAAUGAAAAGUUUAUUAAUAGUUUUAGUUGCACUCAUUAUAACAUUUUAAACACAAUAUUAAGUAUGUUAAUGAUUUUGAAAUGAGUCAUAUACCUUUAAGAAAUUGGUUGAAAACAUUUAAAGAUUAAAUAUGUAUGGCACUUUGUAAAUGGUAAAUAAUUGGUCUAUAAACCAUCUAUAAACAUCACUUAGUUGGUAAUUGUAAAGUGUUACCGAUGCUUUUUGCAUCGACUUGAAGCAGUGAGUGGCUUUGUUUAAGGUUUGUACAGUUAUACCACAGUGGAAGAAGAGUUUAGCUGCUUUACUGAAUUAACUGUAGUCAUAUAAAUAAAAGUUCUACAUUCAAAAGUUUAUAAUCCAUCAUUGCAUUAACAGACAUAUAUACAGGUUAUACAGGUGCAUCUCAAUAAUUUAGAAUAUGAUGGAAAAUUUCCAGUAAUUCAAUUCAAAUAGCUCCAACAAAGUAUUGAGUCAGAUAGAUUGACAUACUUUUCAGAGGCCAACAUUUCCAUAUUAAACAUACUUUUUAGAAUUGGUCUUUUGAAAUAUUACAUUUUUUGAGACACUAAAUGUUAGGUCUUCAUUAAAUGUAAGCCAUAUUAUAAUUAGAAGACAUUAAAUAAAUUAAGACAUGAAAUGUUUCAUCCUGUGUGUAAUGGAUCUAUAUAAUGUGGGAUUUCCACUUUUUGAAUUUAAUUACUGACAUAAAUACACUUUCCUAUGGUGCUCUAAUUUAUUGAGAUGCAUCUGUAAUACUUUUAAGAGUAGUGGAGUUUGAAGUAUAAAGUAGAAAAAAUUAAUAUACCCUGGGAUUUUGUAUUAAAGUGUGUCCUGGUGAAUUUAUGUGUAAAAUACUAUUGCAGAAUGUACAGAAACAGAAAAUGCUUUUCUGUCAAUUCUUGGUAUGGUGUCCAUGUUGUUGUGGUAAGAAUGCUAGCUGCAGGUCAUUAUUGCAAGUCUAAAUGAAGCAUACUAAGGCCAACAAGUAAACAGGUUUUCAUAUAGAGCAUGGAAUUCAUUGGUUGUGAUGUAACAAACAUAUUACAAACUGCCAUUAAUGUAGUCAGUGUAAUUUCAUAACAGAACAAGCCAACAAAGAUAAAACUCCUGAUCACAUGUUAAUGUUUAAUUAAACACAAGUGGUUUUAAAUGUACAUCAUUCAAACAGGCACAUUCAGUCAUCUACCUUUAAUCACAUAAACAUGUUUCUCAGAAACAUUUCUAAUAAUCCCUAAAUCGCUAUCAUAUAUUUUUCCACUUAAUCAUUCAGGACUGCAAUUCCUAAGCAUAUCAGAAGACCUAGCAAACAUAAGCCUAAAGUCUACAAACCACAAUUCCCAAAAAGUUGGGUCGCUGUGUUAAAUGUUGUUUAUGUUCUAUUGGGAAUAAAAUAUUGGUUUAUGAGAUUUGCAAA